AUGAUAGAUGGACAUAGUAGUAGGAAUGGGGGCAACGACAGCAGUGGUAGUAAUGGAGGUGGUGGUUGCAGUGGAGGAAGUGAUGGUGGUGCUAAUAGUGGGAUGUGUUGGUUGAGUUGGAGUUAUGUUAGUGUCGACAAUGAUAACAAUGAUGGUGGUAAUGAUAGUUGUGGUUGUGAUGGCAAUGGUGGUAGUUGUGGUAAUGGUGGUGGUGAUGGUGUUGGCGAUAACAGCAUCGAUGGUGGUAGUAGUGGUGGUGGCAAUGGCGGCAGUGCGGUGAUGGUAGUGAUGGUGGUGACAAUGAUGGUAGUGAUGACAGUGGUGGAGGUUGUGGUUAUGGCGGUGGUGGUGGUGGUGACAAAAAUGAUGGUUGCAAUGACGAUGAUGGUGUAA
Molecule: messenger RNA, 393 nt
Organism: Malus domestica (apple)
Lineage: Eukaryota; Viridiplantae; Streptophyta; Magnoliopsida; Rosales; Rosaceae
Source: RefSeq, a predicted model, not a curated record